AAACCAUCACAGAAACACAGAGAGAUCAAUUAAUUUUUAAUCGUUAUAUUAGUUACUUGUUAAUCAGGAGAGAUUAGGAUAAAUGGAGUGGUCUUGGCCGGAAAGUGUGCUCUCAAAUGGGGAGAGGGUGGUGGAGGAGUUGAUCCAAGGGCGUGAACUGGCAAGUCAACUUAGUAAGGCUUUUGCUAAUAGAUCACUUGUUGUUAAUGGUGAUGAUGGGGGAUCGGCUGAAGGUAUUGUUAAUAAGAUUUUGGGGUCAUUUGUGAAUACCCUUUUGAUUAUAAAUGGGAAGGAGUCUGAUCAGGAGUUUGUUUCUGAUCAGAUUCAAGGAAAUAGUAGUGGAGUCAAUGGUGGUAGUACUGGUGUUAGUGACGGUGGUCGUGGUGGUGGAUAUUCAUCAUCUUGGGAUGCUAAUCAUGAUCAUGCAGCUAAUAUUAAGUCUGAAGAUUAUAACGAGGAGGAGAUCAGUUGUAAGAGCACUUCAACCUUCAAGGAUCGAAGAGGUUCCUACAAGAGAAGAAAGGCUUCACACUCUUGGACUAGAGACACUCCUACUUCGAAUAUUGAUGACAGUCAUGCAUGGAGAAAGUACGGACAGAAAGUUAUCCACAAUGCCAAGCAUCCAAGGAACUACUUUAGAUGCACUCACAAAUACGAUCAAGCGUGCAAAGCAACCAAGCAAGUGCAACAAGUUCAAGAUCAUCCACCAGUGUUUCGAACCACAUAUUAUGGUACCCACACGUGCAGAGACUACCCCAAAGCUUCUGAACUGGUCUUGGAUUGCACUAGUCCUAGAGAUUCCUCAAAAUUCAUUAGUUUUGACAACGCCAACUGUUUGGAAAACAAACAAGAGCACCCAUUUUUCACAUCCUUCGCUUCAUCAUCAGUUAAAGAAGAACUGAUCGUCAAGGCAACAAGUGAUCAUACGGUGACAAGCCACAACAACCAUUCGUCACCGAGUGAUUAUCUACUGUCGCAUGAUGAUCUGAUGGCAUUCGAUUCCUUUUGGCCCAUGAGCGAGUUUUCAUCAAGCAUUGAUCAGUAUGAUCGUGACGAUGUGUUUUUGAAGAUGAUUGCCGAGGCUUAAUGAAGUUUUGCUGAUUAGUUGCAAUAGCUGACUACAUGCGAAACGAACGCAAGUACAUAAUUGUCAAAGGAUAAGGAGAGGGGGCGAACGUAAAUGGUCUCUAGGCCAAAAGAGUGCUUGCCUGGAGGGGAAAUCAAGUGGUAGAACAAGCAGAAAGUCCAAGUUGAGGAAUUUCAAUCCAUUUAUCGGAUACUUUUAGGUGUCGCUGGGCAUCGGCGAUAGAGAAAAUAAGAACGUUGUGUUCAUCGCUUUUGUCAUGAAUUUCGUGGUGCAAAGAUAGGGGAAACCUAAAGGAAAGAGAAUAGGAAAUAAAAAAGAAAAAAGAAAAAUCAGUUUAUGCAA
Molecule: messenger RNA, 1429 nt
Organism: Pyrus x bretschneideri (Chinese white pear)
Lineage: Eukaryota; Viridiplantae; Streptophyta; Magnoliopsida; Rosales; Rosaceae
Product: WRKY DNA-binding transcription factor 70-like
Exons: 3
Coding region: 83-1087 (334 amino acids)
Biological process (GO): regulation of DNA-templated transcription
Molecular function (GO): DNA-binding transcription factor activity; sequence-specific DNA binding
Source: RefSeq, a predicted model, not a curated record